AUGACGGAGCACGUUAGGAAAUUUUCGAGGCUAGUUGAUAACUUCGGCAGAAUUCAUGAUUAUUUACGUAUUUCUUUAACAGAGAAAUGUAAUUUAAAAUGCUUGUACUGUAUGCCAGAUGGUUAUAUGCAUAAAAAUAAAAAUUCUGCAAACAUGAUUCAAUCAAAGGAAAUUAUAUUUCUUGCUGAUUAUUUCUGCCGCCGUGGUGUACGGAAAAUCCGACUAACUGGUGGUGAACCAUCCAUGCGACCAGAUUUACUUCAAAUUAUAAAAUCUUUAAAUUAUUUAAAAUGUGAACACAAACACUUCACUGAAAUAGGCAUGACCACAAAUGGAGUAAAGUUUAAGCGAAACGCUGUGGCACUGAAAGAGAGUGGAUUGAAUUCUGUCAAUAUUAGUUUGGAUAGUUUAAAAUCUGAACGAGUAUUAAAUUUAACUGGACAAGCUACAUUCAAGCAUUCAAUGGCUGCUAUAAUAAAAGCAGUUGAAACUGGAUUUGAAAGGGUUAAGGUUAACUGUGUCGUGAUGAGAAAUUUCAAUGAUGACGAAUUAUGCAACUUUGUUGAAUUAACACGAUAUUUAGUAAGUUCUCUUAGUGAAUUUCAAUUUGUUUAA
Molecule: messenger RNA, 615 nt
Organism: Trichobilharzia szidati
Lineage: Eukaryota; Metazoa; Platyhelminthes; Trematoda; Strigeidida; Schistosomatidae
Source: the annotation of a GenBank genome assembly